Rhizophagus irregularis DAOM 181602=DAOM 197198 is the source of this 573-nucleotide messenger RNA. The record is from RefSeq and is a predicted model, not a curated record. Lineage: Eukaryota; Fungi; Glomeromycota; Glomeromycetes; Glomerales; Glomeraceae.
CUCGGCAAAUUGGGCGCCUGAUUAAGAUUAGAUUACCUGGUUAACAAAUGAGAAAUUGAGAAUACAAUCUUGCAUACUGUUAUUAAUAUGGAAAUUAUCUGCUUUUGGAGUUUAUUUUUAUAUUCUUCGUUUGCUAUAUUAGUUAUAACAAUGAGCCUUGCUGUGACGUAAAUCACUUAAAUCAUAUGAUGUUUGUAAUUUAUAUAAAGAAUAAAUUCUUUUUAUACCAGUACAACAUCUUCUUGCAUUAUAUUCAAUCUAAGGAAAUUGUAAAUUUUCAAUUAAAUUACCUAAUUCUACACAUUGGUUCCGUAGCAUCACUUGAAAGAGGGAGUUGCGUACAAAAAUACGACCGAAAAAGUGAUACAGACAUACAGCAUAAUUAAUUUGUAGUAACAACCGUCAUCAAUUUUCAAAUUUUUGGGAAUAAAAACUUCUAAUUAGAAAUCAAAGUACAAUUUGGUAUUUAUAUCUAAAAUCUUCAAAUCAAACGGAAAUAAUGAAGAUAGAAAAGUCUGACUGUUAUGGGAUGGGUGCUUAUUUUCUUUUUAGUAUUGGUUUGGUAAUGUUUAC